GUCACUUGCCGGAUGUUGUGGUCGAAGCGCCAGGAACAGCUGAGCGACAGAAAACAAAAGGGUGAGCAGAGCAGGCAGCGCGGGUGCGAGACGGACGGACAAACGGACUGACUGGGCGGGCGAAGCGGAGACCAGAACGCGGUCCGCUAGAGACCGCACGACCUCCAGCGGGGCGAGAGCGCAGCGCGAGAGUUCAACGAGAAAAAUCCUGCGGGAGGAAAACGCAACGCCACUCCGCGACAGACUUCACACCAGACCGAGCCAAGCCGCUCUUCACUGCCUUCAGGCCUUCCACGUGCUUCUUUGCUGGACAAUGGGACGCAUUUUCCUGGACCAUAUUGGUGGCACUCGUCUGUUUUCCUGUGCCAACUGUGAUACCAUUCUGACCAAUCGCUCGGAGCUCAUCUCGACUCGCUUUACGGGGGCUACUGGGAGAGCGUUCCUCUUCAAUAAGGUGGUAAACCUUCAGUACAGCGAAGUCCAGGACCGAGUCAUGCUGACGGGGAGACACAUGGUGAGGGACGUCAGCUGCAAGAACUGCAACAGCAAGCUGGGUUGGAUCUACGAGUUCGCCACGGAGGACAGCCAGCGCUACAAGGAGGGCCGCGUCAUCCUGGAGAGAGCGCUGGUGAGGGAGAGCGAGGGCUUCGAGGAGCACGUGCCCUCGGACAACUCCUGAGCGGGGCUGACGAGCGGGGCCAGUAGGACACACUCCCAUACACCCCUCUAGGCAUGCGCACUCUCUCUCUCUCACUCACACUCACGCACACACAAUCUACACACCGUCAGACCCUCUGCAGCAGCGGCCCCCCAGAUUACAGCAAGUCUUCUCUCUUCAUCCUGCGUGCCGUCGCCUUUUGUGUAGCAGUUGUCUUCUAUCGCGGAGAGAGAAAUCUGGAAAACGAGAGCUGAUGUUCAAGGACGAAUGCCGCCUCUGUGCCCGUUACCCUCCUGUUCUUGGGCAGAUGGACGGACGGAUGCGCGCCUCCCUCCACUGAAGAGCACAAAUCUGAACCGACCGACUGUUGAGGACGCCGAGCGGGUGGGCAGUGCCAACUGAGGGUGAGCGGAGGCGGUGCAGAGCACCAGGCGCGCCUCCUCGCUUUAGAUUUGUGCUUUUGUGAAGCGUCGGGGGUCCCGGACGUCCUGCCCACGCGCGUUCGCGGAGGUUUCGAAGCGGUGCCGAGGAUCUGUGACCAGCUUUGACGAUGCCGGGUGGGUCCUGCAAACCCUUCAUCAUCCUCAUCCUCCUCCUCUCUUUGAUGAUGGAUUCUAAUCUACGGAAUGCUUGCAGCAGCUCGAUGGGAAGCACAUGGCGGGCGCUGCUGAGCGGCUUAGCGCACUUCGUCGCGAGUUUCAGCCAUUUUUGUCUUUUGGUUUUUAUUUCGUGUACUUUGUAGCUUCUGUAGUUUGCUGAUGACGUUUACCAGGCUGAUGAUGGGACACUGGGCGGAAUGCGGGAUAUUCGAGUACUUUUGCGUUAGUUAAGUCAUCAAGUGAUGGUAGGAUUGAAUGUUUUUGUUUCUUCUGUAGUUGUUAAUUGAACAAUAAAGUGAGACGUGUUGUCCACCCUGACAAA
This is a messenger RNA of Erpetoichthys calabaricus (reedfish), 1579 nucleotides long. It is a transcript of the gene ypel5, whose product is annotated as yippee-like 5. Bases 314 to 679 code for a protein of 121 amino acids. The transcript is spliced from 3 exons. NCBI's taxonomy places the organism in Eukaryota, Metazoa, Chordata, Cladistia, Polypteriformes, Polypteridae. The record is from RefSeq and is a predicted model, not a curated record.